Molecule: messenger RNA, 1982 nt
Organism: Zea mays
Lineage: Eukaryota; Viridiplantae; Streptophyta; Magnoliopsida; Poales; Poaceae
Product: protein ALTERED XYLOGLUCAN 4
Exons: 1
Coding region: 286-1656 (456 amino acids)
Cellular component (GO): Golgi apparatus
Molecular function (GO): O-acetyltransferase activity
Source: RefSeq, a predicted model, not a curated record
UACUGCGAUAGCUUGAUACUGUGCAAACAAGUAGUUUCCUAUUUUGAGGAAAAUAAAUGAGCCGAUCAAAGUCUAUUGUUGGGCCAAUUGCCUACCCAUAGGCCAUAGAUGCUGUCCGUCGAAACUUUUUUUUAGCAGCCAGUCCGAUGACACUUCAACUAGCUGUAUCCACUUUGCCCUUUCUCUUUCCCCAAACCCCGCACCGCAUCCCCCCGAACUCCCGAAGGCCCUUGACUGUCUGGAACAGCGCCAUCAGCUGGAUCGGUCCUCGAUCCCGUGACACCCAUGGGCGCCUCCACUCCUCGCCACCAUCCCAGCUCCCCCUUCCAGCGAUCCCUCCUCUCCAAGCGGAUCAUCACCUUGGCUCUAUACGCCCUGGUCCCGCUCGCCCUCCUCCACUACCUCCUCUCCUUCCCUCCCAUUCCAGCCCCAACCACCUCCUCCCCGCCACCGCCCAAAGUUGCUGCCGCCGCCGGCGGAGCAGCAAGAAAGAUCGCGGCGCCAAGGUGCGACUACUCGGAUGGGGCGUGGGAGCGGAGCGAGGCGGGCCCGCUGUACAACGGCACGAGCUGCGGCGAGACGAUCAAGGCCGCCCAGAACUGCGAGGCGCACGGGCGGCCCGACACGGGGUACCUCCGGUGGCGGUGGCGGCCGCGCGGGUGUGCGCUCCCGCCGUUCGACCCCGCCGAGUUCCUGCGCCUCGUCCGCGGCCGCCACGUCGCCUUCGUGGGCGACUCGCUCGCGCGGAACCAGUGCGAGUCCCUCGUGUGCCUGCUCAGCUCCGCGUUCCCGGCCCAGCUCGUGCGCGGCGCCGGCGGAGGCGACGGGGAUGGGGACGGCGACGAGCUCCGCAAGUUCCGGCGCUGGGUGUUCCCGUCGCACAACGCCACGGUGUCCGUGUUCUGGUCUCCGUUCCUGGUGAACGGCACGGAGAAGGCCAAGGGAGCGGCGGUGGGGCUGGACCACAACCGGCUGUACCUGGACCAGCCGAACGAGCGGUGGGCGGCGGAGGUGCCCGGCAUCGACGUGGUGGUGCUCUCCGCGGGGCACUGGUUCCUGCACUCGGCCCUCUUCUACGACCGCGGUGCCGUGGUCGGGUGCCACCACUGCCCGGAGCCCAACCGCACGGAGACGGGCUUCUUCGGCGCGUUCCGCCUCGCCGUCCGCGGCGCGCUGCGCGAGGUCGUCCUCCGCGGCGCCAGGGCGCGGCGCCAGGGUCGCAGGCCGAAGCUGGCCGUGCUGACCACGUUCUCGCCCGCGCACUUCGAGGGGGACUGGGACAGCCCCACCGCGUGCGCGCGCACCGUGCCGUACGCGCCCGGGGAGCGGGCGAUGGAGUACAUGGACGGCGAGAUGCUCCGCGCCGAGGCCGAGGAGGCGGCCGCGGCCGCGGCGGACGCGCGGGCGCGCCGGGCCGGCGUGACGGUGGAGACGCUGCAGGUGACGCGGAUGGCCGGGCUGCGCGCGGACGGCCACCCGGGAGCGUACAUGCACCCGUUCCCGUUCGCCGGCGGCGCGAGGGAGCGGGUGCCCAACGAUUGCGUGCACUGGUGCCUGCCGGGGCCCAUCGACACGUGGAACGAGAUACUGCUGCAGCUCGUCAAGCGGUGGGCGGACGGGGUCGACGCCGACGCCCUGUCCUCGUCGUCGCCAUGAAAGAUGGAAGCUACCGUCGGCGUCACCGCAAGAGGAGUCUGGAUUUGGGAGUUUGGUUCAAAUUAGUACUAUAGACUUGUUCGAACUAGAAUGUUUAGACCUUAAUUAUUUAGAGAGAUUCCAAGUCGAAACGGCAUCGCUACGAGGGUUUGACCAGGAAGUGUUACGAUGUUCUAACAAGUUGUUCUUGGACGGUUUUUGUUGUUCUCAUGCGCUUGUAGUAUUGUACUACAUCCAUUUUAAUUUAUAAUUUGUUUAACCCUUUUAUCUUAAGUGUAACCGACAUCUAAUUUCAUUAUUAUUAUUAUUAUUAUUAUUAUUAUUUA